UCCGGCGGAGCGUGACGGAUUCAAACGACGCUAGGAAACAGGUAUAGUACUCUGUGAUACAAUGAAUUGCUUUUCAGCAUUCCAGUGAAAUAAAAUUGUUAUUUUAAAAUUGGAACAGCGAGAUAUUGGCUACAUUCUAGGUCUGAACAACGUCUAACAACACUUUGAAACGAGAAUAGGAGAUUUGUCCAGCGGCAGCUCGCAAUGAAGAAUACUCUUCCCCCUCCUCCCUCCCCUAUGGGACAAAAAAUGUCGGCGAAAUUAAGGAUGAUUUUAGAGGGGAAAGUAGCGAUUUCGUAUUUCAUUGCUUAUAUCCUCUUAGUUUUAGCAAUAUUUCAAGGUAAAAGUGUCACGGAAACAUGGCGCAUUGCCACAGGAAGCGUGAUUCUUGGUUUGAGUUUAUUUGUGACUCUUUUUGUCCCAUAUUCUUCGGUUGCCAGGCGAGCCUCCAUGUUAGGUAGCGUUUUUGGAAUUGCCCUUCUUCUAAGCUUUGGUGAAACAAAAUGGAGGUAUUUUGGCUGGUACUUGGUGUCACUCUCGUUCUUUCACUUCUCUGAGUAUGUCAUGGUUGCAAAAUAUUGUCCGGACAAGUUAUCUACGGAUUCAUUUCUACUCAAUCACAGUCCAGAGUAUCAAAUUGCCGCAGUUGCUAGUUGGGUUGAGUUUGUCCUAGAGUGGUGGCUUUUCCCUCAGAUGAAGAAUUUGUUACUCUUAAGUUUUCUGGGUUUGCUCUUGAUGGUUGGAGGGGAAAUUCUACGAAAAGUCGCUAUGAUAACAGCAGAAUCUAACUUCACACAUCUUAUCCAGACCAGAAAGGAGAGAGGUCAUGUUUUAGUGACUCAUGGAAUUUACAGUCUCUGUCGACAUCCGGGAUAUGCAGGCUGGUUUUGGUGGAGUAUAGGAACUCAAAUCACACUAGCUAACCCAGUUUGCCUUAUGGCAUAUGUGUGGGCUUCAUGGAAGUUUUUCAGUGACCGCAUCCAUGAUGAGGAAAUCACACUAAUCUGUUUCUUUGGUGAUGACUACCUGGCAUAUCAGAAAAACGUUACAACUGUAGGAGUACCAUUUGUCAAAGGUUUUGAGUACACUCCAGAAAUGGCAGAUGACUCUUAACUGUGAGUUGUGUGUUGAAGUUGCUGAGAGGUCAUUGAAGAGACUAAAAAAGCUGACGGUUUUAUGAGUGGUAAAAUAUAAAUGUUUAUGCUUUUACAGGGUUCGUACGGGUCCUGGAAAGCCUGGAAAGUCCUGGAAUUUUAUUGAGGCAUUUUCCAAGACUGCAAAGUCCUGGAAAGUUUUGGAAAUCUGUUAAACUCAAGUACAUGUAAUAAAAUGAAAUGUAUGGCAGACAGUAAGGAGGAUUAACACUGAGAUUUUGGGAAUGAAAGGUUUGAUGUAGGCUCGAUUACCAGUCACUGUUCGGGAAAGGAGCCCGCGCUCCUCCCUAGACCAGACAUGAGAGAGCGGCAGAAAUCUAGCCUAGGGUUAAUGUGAAUUUUAGAGUUCUGGAAAAGGCCUGGAGUUUUGUUUCUGAAAAAGGGUAUGAACCCUGUUUCACAAUGAUGCAUAAGUGCAUAUAAGAACUUCAUUACAAAACCAACGCCGUAGGGUUCUUCUGUAUUUUUAGGAAAAGUAACUGAAGACGUUUUCUCUCAAGGUCUUGGAAAAAUGUUGAAAUAAAGUCAAGGAAAUUCUACGUUUCUGCUCGGGUGCAAUAAAUGCAUACAUAUAUGCAGCUACAAUUAUUUUCAUCAGACCAUCUGAUGGUUGCUUCAUGAAACUGAAGCUGGGAUAAACUCUACAUGUUUUCUCAAUACAUGUGUUUUUUUUUUUGUUUUUUGUUUUGCUUUUCUUUGUAGUGUUAUAUACUGAGUAUGUUCCUGUUGAUGUAUACUUCUUCUCAUGCCAUAUUUAUUAAAAUUAUAUCUUUUCUUUUCCCUUGCUUUUUUUUCUUAAUGUUAAUAGCUCGACAUUGCUUUUUACCCUGUGGAGUAUUCCUUUUCUCAAAAAAAAAGUGAACCCCCUCACAAAUUUAAUGGAUCCAUCCCGUACGAGAUGGACAACUUUCUGUCACAGAUUUGAGAUCAAAUUGAAUGCAUUUAAUGUUUUCUUUCGACAAAAAGUAAGGGUAGUGCUAGAGUGGAUGCACUGCGGUUAUUACCAGAGAAAACAUAUGUGGCUUUUCUUGUUUGUUUGUUUGUGUUUUACAAACUCGUUAUCUAAUUAAGGGAGGGCGUUUACGCAAAGAAGGCAAUGAAUAAUUGUGACAGGGU
Orbicella faveolata is the source of this 2270-nucleotide messenger RNA. RefSeq names its product protein-S-isoprenylcysteine O-methyltransferase-like. The record is from RefSeq and is a predicted model, not a curated record. Gene Ontology annotation, biological process: C-terminal protein methylation. Gene Ontology annotation, molecular function: protein C-terminal S-isoprenylcysteine carboxyl O-methyltransferase activity. Gene Ontology annotation, cellular component: endoplasmic reticulum; membrane. Lineage: Eukaryota; Metazoa; Cnidaria; Anthozoa; Scleractinia; Merulinidae.